Molecule: messenger RNA, 5376 nt
Organism: Rhineura floridana
Lineage: Eukaryota; Metazoa; Chordata; Lepidosauria; Squamata; Rhineuridae
Gene: IL16
Product: interleukin 16
Exons: 21
Coding region: 429-4703 (1424 amino acids)
Biological process (GO): induction of positive chemotaxis; leukocyte chemotaxis
Molecular function (GO): CD4 receptor binding; cytokine activity
Source: RefSeq, a predicted model, not a curated record
AGACCAGCCAGUCAGGCUGCUGAAUAUUUGAUUUGGAUUACAAAAACAACGCAAGACAACUCUGCAUCUGGAGCACAUGCAGGAAACAGAAGACAAUGCAUUCAGGAGGGGAUGCAUCAUGUGCUCAUUGCUACACUGACGAUUGCAUAGGACUUCUCAAGUGGGAAAUCAUCUUCAAAAUAAUUGGCUGUACCUUGAGUGAAACCCAAGGUGGUUUGUGAAACUUUUCUGGCAUUUGUAUUGCCCUUUUGUGAAUGGUUGAUCAUGAAAUGGAUCUCACCUCCUUCACCUAGCAUCUAAAAAGCUUAAGAUUUCCUUCCAAAAGCUUCUUGGCCAUUCUGCCUGACCAGCAGGAUCUUUAGCUGCAAGAAUUGGGACAAGUUGCUGUAACAGCUAUGGCAAAUUGACGGGAAGCAGAGUGGGCAAAGAUGGAGCGACAGAACAGCGCAAAGAGUCGGAAGUCAAAAACGCUGCGCUCCAUUUCACGGUCCCUCAUCCUCUGCAAUGGCAAGAACAGCGAUGACGGAUCGAGCCCAGAUGAGAAGCACCCCAACCCCUUCGAGACUCAGGCCAACUGGGGUCAAGGGGAAACGGACUACUGCCCUCGGCUUCAAUUCGCGUGUGCAUCGUCAAGUGGGGAUGGUCCUCCCAACCCUUUUAUGAUCACCAGCAUGAGGCAGCUGAGGGCUGACGUCAGCGAUAGUUGCAAGAAUAUGAAGAGAAAGUUCUUCAUAAAGGACAGCUGCAUUUGGAAGCUCUGCAUAGCCACAGGGAAUGAUGGGCUGGGAAUUCAAGUCUCCAGGACCCCCAACUGCUCUGCUUUUGGAAAAGAAUUCACCGUCACCCAUUUGAUUGAUGGAGGAGCUGCCCAGAGGGACGGUCGUCUAAGCCCUGGUGAUGAACUUUUAAUGGUGAAUGGACAAUCUCUUAAAGAGCUCUCCAGCAAAGAAGCAGAAUCCCUCAUCCGAUCAGCAAAAGGCUUGGUGAAUUUAGUUGUUGCUAACAAGGAAUCCUCAGUCUGCUCUCGCAAAGAACAACGUGUGAAACAGGACAUACAGAAUGGCUCCAUUCUACAGACAAAAGCAAAAUGUCAGAGGACUCGCAGUAAUUCAGCCAGUGUGAGUCCAUACUGGAUAGGGGAAACUGACAGUCCCAUGGCAAAGAAAUCACCCUCUCGAUAUAGACAGUCCCAUUCUCUUUACAGCAACAGGAAGUCACUCUCUCAGCAGCUGGACACCUCGGCAGGAAGAGCCCCUGUAAAUGUAAGAGGAAAUCCCCUUUCCAGGUCUUCACGAUCGCUGAGUACUGCCCAACUGAUGCAUGCAUCGUGUAGUUUGCAAGCCUCUGUAAUCUCCAAUAUUGUUUUAAUGAAAGGCCAAGGGAAGGGCCUUGGUUUCAGCAUUGUGGGCGGUAAAGAUAGCAUUUAUGGCCCCAUUGGCAUAUAUGUGAAGACAAUCUUUCCUGGCGGAGCUGCUGCUGCAGAUGGAAGGCUGCAAGAAGGGGAUGAAAUCCUGGAACUGAAUGGAGAAUCAGUGCAUGGACUUACACACUAUGAAGCUCUGCAGAAAUUCAAGGCCAAGAAAGGUCUUCUCACACUCACAGUCCGGACAAGCCUCAGUACGCCACAUUCUGCAGCUAGCUACUUGUCAUCCCAUCUCUGCCGUUCCCUAAGUACCAGUAUGUGCAUCACCAAGGAGAACAGCUCCUUUGGCUCAGAAAACACCACUUUUCCCUUGAAUGCUGCCAACCCCAAUGACAGGAUCAUUAUGGAAGUUUCUUUAAAUAAAGAGGCUGGUGUGGGUUUGGGCAUUGGAUUAUGCAACAUCCCUUAUUUCCAGUGUAUUUCAGGAAUAUUCAUCCACACCCUCUCUCCGGGGUCUGUGGCUCACAUGGAUGGAAGGCUCAGGUGCGGAGAUGAAAUAGUAGAAAUCAAUGAAGCAUCAGUUCAAAAUAUGACACUGAAUGAGGUUCAUGCAGUCUUAAGCCACUGCAGUCCUGGAACUGUGCAGAUUAUUAUCAGCAGGCACCCGGAUCCACAGGUUUCUGAACAGCAGCUAAAGGAAGCUAUUGCACAAGCUGUGGAAAGUGGCAAGUUUGAAAGCGAGAGGUACCAGUGGCGCACCGAAGGUGUUAAAAGCCUGGAAAACAACUGGCAUAAGAGACCUCCAUGUGAAAAGUACUUGGAGAGGAAUAAUGUUCGUUUGAGCCAUCGCUCCCAAAAGCUAAUGAUCCGCUCCAGCAGCGACAGCAGUUACAACCCUAAAGCAUUUUGUGGAAAUGGCCUGGCUUACCAGCUGACUGAUAUGAAAGCAAAAGGACAUAGUAUUGAUGCACCAAUUACAAGACAGCCCAGCUCCUUGUAUUCUUCCUCCAGAACUAGUCUGGAGAAGGACUCCUCCCCGCCGAUGCUUAAAGAAGCUGGUCACUUCUCACAAAAUACAAAAAGGUCAGCAGAGAUCCUUGUUAGGAAACCCAGGUCAUCAAAACCGAAACCUCCGCCGAGAAAGUAUUUCAAGCAAGACUGCGCCAACAAUAACCAGACAAGCAGAGAAGUGAAAGAGGGGCCAAAACUGCAUGGGGAUGGCAGCCCACCUUCUUCAAAUGCUCAGGAAGCAGAAGCCCUGCUGCAGCAGAGAAAUAAGGCAGUUGUCACUCAUGGUGCCUUUGCGAGCUCUUUAGUACCAAGUGCUUUGGACCAGUCAGAUGUUUCUCUAGGAGCCGCAGAUCAAGAAAGAAAAUCCAGCAAAGGGAAGACUCUUUCAUCUGCUCAAAGGCCUGCCCUCAGAAGACAAGCAAGGUUAGAUUAUAGCCUUGAGGCUACAACUGAAGACCCUUGGGUUCGAAUUUCUGACUGCAUAAAAAGCCUGUUUAAUCCCAGCAUGUCAGAAGGCAGCUGCCCCUUAAACUUGCACCCAACCAUGGACCCAAAUGAUGAGAAUCAAACCUCUAGUUGCUCGGAAGUGGCCCUGCAGAGAUCAGAUACGGACGAGGCCGAUUCAAAGGCACUCAGGUCGUCAGAUGAAGGAGACUUUGCUAAGAAAGGUCCCCCAGUAGCACCAAAACCAGCCUGGUUUCGUCAAAGCCUAAAAGGGUUGAAGAAAGGAAAUUCAGAUGCAACAGCCCCAAAGAGUGCCACUGAGCACCAGAGCGCGUCCGACAAUGAACUGGGUUGCACUUCGAAGAUAAUUCGAGGCUCACCUAGGGGAUCAUCAAUAAAGCAAAGAAUAAGCUCAUUUGAAAGUUUGGCCACUCCCCAGUCUCCUGAAAAAGGAAACAGAAAACUUAGCCCAAAGCUAUCGACCGAAAAAGACAGAUCUUCCAACAGAAUGGAGCCAAACUCUGCUCCAGUUCAUCUUAAACAAGUCCCUGGGGACAACACUGACCAUCAAGGUUCUGAAAGCCGCCACCUUCAGCCAUAUCUAGAUGCAGCUGGCCUAGAUUCAUCACCUUGCUCGAGAGAGGAAUAUGCCCUGAGUCCAAAAACAAGUAGCAGCACCCCUGCUGAAUCCUUGCUGACUUUGCUAUCAUUGCAAGGCACAGAUCCCAACUCACAAGUCACAAAAGCCCCAAGCCAAAGGGCACGGAGUUUUCCACUUACAUCGGGACAGUCUUGUGAGAUGCUGAAAAUUGACGGAGAAAAAUACAGCAAAAUCUAUUCCAUCAGCAGCCGCUUCUCGACGGCUUUAAUGAAGUCAUUGCAUUCCCUUCCUCAGUCCCCUCUGUGUUCUGGGAAAAACCCAUGGAGGUCACAUGAUGGGUCGCCAAAGCCCCACACAGAAGAAAAUGGGACAACUCUCUUGCACACAAAUGAAGCUCUUUCUUCAGACACCGGCUUUUCUCUUAACCUCUCAGAGCUGAGAGACUACAAUGCAGGUUGGUCAGACAGCGAAAAAGAAGAAGGCAAAAGGGAACAGUCUUCGCCACAAUCUUUGGGUCCGUCCGGACAGGCGGUCAUCUCUCUGCUCACCCCUGAAGAACUGGAGAAGCUUAUAGAGGAGGUGAAGUCCUUAGAUGAGGCAACGUUAAAGCAACUCAGUGACAUUCAUGUCACAAUUCUGCACAAAGAAGAAGGCGCCGGUCUUGGUUUCAGCUUAGCCGGUGGAGUAGACCUAGAGAACAAAGCUAUUACCGUUCACAGAGUUUUCCCCAGUGGCCUAGCAUGCCAGGAAGGAACUAUUCAGAAAGGAGAUGAAGUCUUAUCCAUAAACGGGAAGUCUCUAAAAGGCAGCACUCGCAAUGACGCACUGGAGAUAUUGCGGAACGUUCGGCACCCAAAGCAGGCAGUCAUUGUCACGAGAAAGCCCAGAGAGGGUGAAAGAAGCCUCGAUGCAUCCGUUGGGUCCUCUGCAUCUAUAGGAAGUGAAACUUCAAAGGCCUCUACAUCCGAAGACCUGAUCUUCACCAUUAUGUUGGAGAAGACAUCUGCCGGUUUAGGUUUCAGUUUAGAAGGAGGGAAAGGCUCUAUCCAUGGAGAUAAGCCCAUCAUCGUCAACCGACUUUUCAAAGGGGUAGCAUCAGAACGCAGCCCCACCGUUCAGCCUGGAGAUGAGUUACUACAGGUGCACACAAACCUGAUGCAAGGACUCACCCGUUUUGAAGCCUGGAACCUCAUCAAGACGUUACCUGAUGGGCCUAUUACGGCUGUCAUCAAGAGAAAGAGCUCCAUCAGCAAAACAGCUGAAUCUCUACAUGGACAAGAAUAACAGUAACUAAAAAGAGACCAACCUGAGCAAGUCCCUGAACUGCUGCCCAUUUUAAACCAGGAGCAAAAAGCUUUCAUUCAUCACCAUAGCCUCAGCCGGUUCAAGUGCCCAUCACCAGAUGUUUGUUGAAAGUUGGCCAGGACUGAGAAGAGGCAUAUGCAAAAUGCUCACUUGUUUGUGGUCUCAGUAUUAGUAAAGCAGCUGCCAUGAGCUGUACACUAGUUAAAACGAGGCUUUUUUAUCAAACAAAAUCAGCUUUACAGAAACCUGUAAAUCAGCUUGGUGGUGGAACAGACGCCAUGAUUAAUUAAUGGGCCUCGAUUGCAUCAUAAGUCAAUCAAGCACAUCGCUCGCCCACCCUCAUCUAGCACGGAGAAAUGGUGCAAUGGUGCAUGGAAAUAGUUCUGGACACGUGGACUCCCUAGAUGGAUGGGAACUGCCUGUACAGGCUAGAUGCCACAUAUAGACAUGAGGCAUUCUAUGUGGCCCCUCUCUUGUGCUACAAGAUGUGGAAAGCGAGUGCACAUUUCUGCCUACUUUUCAACAUAAGACUGGAAUACACAACCCUACCACUGACGGGCUGCAUGUGGAUUGUGGGGAUACCUGGAUCAGGGGUACAACAUCUUUUAACUCUGUUCCAUGUUGUCCAAAUAAAUAAUCAUUGUUUUAAUCA